This is a messenger RNA of Lichtheimia ornata, 213 nucleotides long. RefSeq lists its product as uncharacterized. The coding region runs from base 1 to 213 and encodes 70 amino acids. The transcript has 2 exons. The record is from RefSeq and is a predicted model, not a curated record. Lineage: Eukaryota; Fungi; Mucoromycota; Mucoromycetes; Mucorales; Lichtheimiaceae.
AUGGAUGCAGCUGUCAUUGCGACAAACAACAAUUUUACGUGUCCUUUUGGUGCUGUCAAGGUGUAUCCAUCUCUCAUGGCAUUCAUCAUCAAGUAUCGCUUGGAGAAACGGCUAUCAAAAUUGGUCACUGUGUCGACAUCUCUACAGCAAGGAAAUGUGUUCUGGUUACUGGGUGGUAUCAAACAUCGUGGAUUCUCAUAUGACACUGGCUAA